AUGGAGGCUAAUGCAACCCGCUUUUCCUCAACAAUAAACUUGGUGAAGACCAUCGUGGGAGCUGGAAUGCUGGCCAUUCCAUAUGCUUUCAAAAGUGAUGGUAUCCUCGUAGGAUCAAUUUUGACGCUCAUGGCAGCCCUUACCUCAGGAUUUGGGCUCUUUGUGCUAGCAAAAUCCUCAAAGACGCUGAAGGAUCCAAGAAGCUCUUCCUUUUUUACCCUCUGCUCCAUAACUUACCCAAACUUGUCCUUAAUUUUUGAUCUCUCCAUGUUUGUUCAGUGUUAUGGUGUGGGUUUGAGUUACUUGAUCUUGAUCGGCGAUUUGUUUCCCGGACUAGUUGGGGGAUCGCGUCGCGGCUGGAUCAUAGGAAGUGCUGUUGCUAUUGUUCCGCUAUUACUCCUCAAAAAAUUGGACAGUCUCAAAUACUCUAGUAUCUUGGCGCUCUUUGCAGUUGCUUAUUUGGUGUGUCUAAUACUGGGAUUCUUCGUGAGCGAUGUACUUCUUACUGACAACUCCAGCGUUAUUAGAGGGGACAUCUCGUGGAUACGAGUUUACGACUUAAAAGGUCUCGUUAGCACCUUUACCAUUAUCAUAUUUGCAUUCACUGGAUCUAUGAAUUUGUUCAGCAUCAUCAAUGAGUUGAAGGACAAUAGCAUGAGCAAUAUUGAUAAAGUCAUUUCUAGGACGAUGUUUAUAUCUUCGGUUCUGUUUUUGAUCGUGGGAAUUUGUGGGUACUUGACCUUUGGUAGUAACGUAAUGGGAAACAUUAUGCUCAACUAUGAUCCGGAAUCGAAUUGGACGAUAGCAGGAAAACUUUGCAUGGGUUUCAUGGUCGUAUUGUCGUUCCCAUUGCUGUUUCACCCUUGUCGUAUUUCCGCUAACAACAUGGUCCACUGGAUUAAUAUUACGUACGGCAAAUGCGAAGACCACCAUAUUCCACGCAAUGAACACACGCACCCAACUUCACCAAUAUCAAUGGUAGUUGAAGAUGAAGAAGACAGGUUAAUACUUGGAAUGGAAAACGGAUACCAAUCUACCGCAUGCCCAACUUCAGAACACGAUUUGGAGGUGAACCGCGUAGCUAGACCCACAGAGUCAGUGCCUUUCUCUAACAAAAGUUUCUAUAUUAUUACUGCGGUUCUUGUAAGCUCACUCUACGUCUUGGCCUUGAAGGUCACCUCUUUCGCGCUCGUGCUUGGUAUAGUAGGCGCAACUGGUUCAACCUCGAUAUCUUUUACGCUACCGGGACUUUUCGGCUACAAGCUAAUCGGAUCAGAAGCUGCCAAAAAUGGUCGGUUGAUGUCAAAGUCUGAUCGAUUUUACAAAUACUGCAGUCUCCUUUUGACAAUCUACGGGCUUUUUAUUAUGUGCCUGUGUCUGUAUGUAACAUGUUAUUUUGGUGCUUAA
Lachancea nothofagi CBS 11611 is the source of this 1407-nucleotide messenger RNA. Lineage: Eukaryota; Fungi; Ascomycota; Saccharomycetes; Saccharomycetales; Saccharomycetaceae. The record is from the annotation of a GenBank genome assembly.